AUGACACAAACUGAAAACACAGGAGCAAAACUCAACUUUCUAGAAGACGAACUGAUCUUAUGUUUUCACGGUCCGUUACUUUAUGAAGCAAAGAUUCUCAAAGCAGAAAGCUGGGGUCCUACCGAUUCCGAAUCUGGGGAAGUUGGGCCACAUUAUUUUGUGCACUAUAAAGGAUGGAAGAAAACUUGGGAUGAAUGGGUUCCAGAGGAAAGAAUUGUGAAAUAUAAUGAUGCUAAUCUGGCCAGGCAAAAACAGUUAAAAGAAACGUAUUCAAAUAAGAAAAAGAAACUUGUUGUUAAAGAUCGACCAAUUGCAAAUGUGCAGGAAUCAUCAGAGAAUUCUAUAAAUAAUGAAUCUGAACAGAAUGAAAGUCCAAAAUCCGAGGAUGCUUCUGUGAAACUAGAGGACCAAGAGAUAAAAAAUGCCGAAGACGAUCAAAAAGAGACAGAAAGCGAAAAUAUGGAAGGAAAUCAAAAAUAUAUGAACCGAUUGGAAAUUAGAAUUUCGAUGCCUGAAUCACUAAAAUGUAGAUUGAUAGAUGAUUGGGAGAAUGUCACUAAAAAUCAUUCGUUGUUAAAGCUUCCUCGAACACCGAAUGUUGUGGAAAUUCUGAACCAAUAUUUAGAUUACAAGCGUAAAAACGUGGCGUCAAAUUUAUCAUCAUCAUCAAAGACAGAAAAAGGUGACAUUUACACGGAAGUUGCACAUGGUAUUCAAGUCUAUUUUGAAAAAACAUUGGGCAACAUUCUCUUAUACGGAUACGAGCGACAGCAAUAUGUCGACAUCCGCAAGCAAUAUCUAGAAAAAGAGAAUACAGAAAUUUACGGGGCUGAACAUUUACUGAGACUUUUUGUUGAACUUCCUCGGUUACUCGCACAUUCGCAUUUGGAUAAAGCUGCAACUGAUACUCUAGAGGAACAUUUGGAAGAUUUCUUAAAAUUCUUGCAAAAAAACGAAGAACAAUACUUUAUCACCGAAUAUGAACGUCAUGGGGUUCAGCCUGCAAAGAAGCAAAGGACAACCAACGAGAAAAAGACGUAUGGUUAUAAUGUUAAUAAUUCUGAGGGGUGGGUUUGCGGUAAUUGUGGAACUUCAAACACUCCAGGGUGGAGGGCAGGGGAGACCCCAGAUCAAAAACUGUGCAAUGCAUGUGGUCUUUAUUAUGCCAAAUAUAAAUCGCAUCGUCCAUCAAGUUUGUGGAAUAAUCAUAGAG
Acaulospora morrowiae is the source of this 1213-nucleotide messenger RNA. NCBI's taxonomy places the organism in Eukaryota, Fungi, Glomeromycota, Glomeromycetes, Diversisporales, Acaulosporaceae. The record is from the annotation of a GenBank genome assembly.